AUCUGAAAGUAGUUCACAAAGGCAACGGCUUAAUUAUUUAAUUAAAGGGGGGCCAAAUAACUAUGACUUAAAUAAGGUCCAUCUACAACAGGCGUUGUAGGCUUACUAAUGCGUAGUUUGGAAGUGAAAGUUGGUGCUGCAAGUUGAGAUGAAAAUACAGACGGUGAUCAACUGAAAUGAUUGACGCAGCGGCAGCUGACACGCCAACAGCUGCGCUUGCUGGGCCUACAAAACUAAAUACUCUCAUUGAUGACAAUCUCAAGUUGGAAAACAAAGCCAACGGAAAGAAUGGCCCAUUAACUCCAUCGUCAUUAUCCACCAACGUAUCCGUACCCGCCGAAUUGCAAGAACAACCCGAUUACUAUGGUCUAUACGUUGAAUGUAUGGAACAUGCUGCCUACUUUGCCAAGGAUCACACAGAAUUUGGUCAACGACUGCAUGCCGCACAUGUUGCAUGGCAGGAUUUCAUAAUCCUAGCCAAUCAUCUGACAUUAGAAAUAGCUUCUUUUGCCCACACAUAUGAUUUUGACGACUUGACGCCAGGAAAUGGCUAUCGUAGCUUCAUUUAUGUCACUGAUGCUUGCAUUGCCCAUGGCCGGAAUAUUUGCAAGCAAUUGCUUCAGACCCGCGCCACCCUCUUCUUUCGAAAGAAGUUCUUCAUGAAAGAGGUCGAAUCUUGCUCACAAUUGCUCUCAUCACUUUGCACCUGCCUACACUAUUUACUUAUAUUGCAUGAAUGGGCAGGAAACACAGGCGACUUGUUUGCCUCCGGCCGGCACACAGCCGAGCAGUUGUUUGAGCUCGGCGACACCAUUAAUCAAUAUUGCUUUUAUGGACGUUGCCUUGGCUUUCAAUACGGCGACUCAAUACGCGGCGUAUUGCGCUUCAUAAGUAUUGGCAUGGCCAGCUAUUCAGAGACCUACUAUUCACAGGCUGAUGACAGCACUAUUUUGAAGACAACCCGUAGUCUUUGGACCAGCGGCAAAUAUUUAAUAAACCCGGAACUGCGUGCUCGGCGAAUCGUGAAUAUCUCACAGAAUGCCAAAAUUGACUUCUGCAAGUCGUUUUGGUUUCUUGCUGAAUCGGAGCUAAUGCAUAAACUUCCCAGUAUUGUAGGAAGCUCGAUAAAGGUAAAUCGUCUGAUUGAAUUACCCGCUGAGCCGCUUCAGUUGCCACUUCGUAGUUUCGGCGAUUCAACCGCCCAGAAGAAACUGUUAGUAGAAUCUGAUGAGAAUCAAAACAAAGAUGACGAUAUUCAUGCCGUACAUGCCACAAAUUUUGUGGAUAUACCUGUGCCGAGUGCUCACCUUGGACCCGGAUUACCAGUCUCAGUGCGUCUGCUCAGCGCUAAACGGCGCGCUGGGAUGCUGGGUGAGGGUAAAUUCCGUGGAUGGCACAAACCUAUUCCAGCUAGUAGCUCUAUUUUGCUCCACUGCCAUGGUGGUGGCUUUGUAGCGCAAUCGUCCAAGUCCCACGAAUUGUAUCUACGCGACUGGGCAGUUGAGUUGGACGUGCCAAUACUAUCGGUGGACUAUAGCCUGGCUCCCGAAGCGCCUUUUCCGCGCGCACUUCAGGAAGUUUUCUACGCCUACUGCUGGUUGCUGCGCAAUGCCGAGCAUUUGGGCACAACCGCCGAACGUGUUAUUUGUGCUGGUGACUCUGCGGGGGCCAAUCUCUCCAUUGGCUUAGCACUCAUGUGCAUCGAGCAGGGAGUUCGAGUUCCAGAUGGCCUUUUUCUGGCCUACUGUCCCACUUUGGUAAGUUUUGUGCCUAGCCCGGCGCGGCUGCUAUGCCUUAUGGACCCUCUAUUGCCAUUUGGUUUUAUGAUGCGCUGCUUGCGCGCAUAUGCCUCACCGGCCAGCGAAACACUGCAGCAAAAUGCCAAACAUGUUGAAGAACUGGCUGAAAUACGCAAUGUGACGCAGAAAGCCCAGAAGGAUAUGUUGCAGCCCAGCGCUAGCUCCAGCCGCCGUACAUCAGCUGCCAAGAGUCAUCCCUCGUCGUUAGAACUGCAGAACUCAGAGGUGGAGGCGCCUGAAACUGCUGAAGAGUACCUGGACCGAGAGGACAGCAGCGAUACCUUUGCCAGCGCCUCGUACCACAGCCAAACUGUCGAGCGGACCGACUUAUUCUCCAGUCAGGGCGACAACAGUUCGUGCGUGUCUUUCGAAGACGACUCGCAGCCUAUUGUACAUUAUCCUAUUGAGGUCUCAGCGGAGCCAACCAAGGAUUCGGCUUCAGCGGCGUAUAUUGAUAAAUUUCUUGACAAGUAUCUUAUUGAUACAGCAACAAUGGAAGCCACCGAGGAAAUCUCCAGCACAGUUCCGACGAAAUUAAACGGUAGCAUGGCGCAGCAUGACAGAAGCAGUUCCGAAGAGAACAUACUGAUUGAAACGGGCCGGGAUUUGGCCGUAGAUACGUUGCAAGGUCGCCUUCAGGAUGCCGUUAACAACAUUACCAGUACACUGAAUCGAUGCACCCAAUCCUAUGAGAUACACGGAUCCCAUAUUCAGGGUACAGGUGGUUGCCAGCAAGACGUACGGAAUAUGGACGCCUUGAUUGCACGCAGUCCAAGUGAAGAGUUUGCGUUUGAUGUUCCAAAGGAUCCAUUUUUAUCGCCUUAUUGGGCCUGCGACGAGUGGUUAUCACAGCUACCGGAAACAAAAAUACUUACACUCAAUAUGGAUCCCUGCCUUGAUGACUGCGUCAUGUUUGCCAAAAAGUUAAAACGCUUGGGCCGCACAGUUAGCUUAGAAAUCCUCAAGGGCCUACCACAUGGAUUUCUCAAUUUUACAAUGCUAUCAAAUGAGGCAAUGGACGGUUCAAAACACUGUAUUAAAUUACUAAAAGAAUUGCUUCAAGGCACGCCCUCCUCCACGCCCACGCACAACAACGAUGACGACAGUAGUAGUAGCAGCCAUGCAGAGGUAGGUGACGAUCAGUCGUCCAGCCGAAGUGCCUGUAUUGAAGCGUUGUCGACAACAGCGCCGUAGUGCUGACUCGCAUUUAAUGUUGAGCUAUGUAUAUGGAUUAGACAAAUACCUAUAUCCAGAUUUAUACAUACAUUUACACACAAAUUGAUACAUGUACUAGAAUCUACUCUCCUUGUUCACGUUUCUUGCUUUUGGGUGCUACAAUUUUAUAGAUACACUCAGUUUUGUACGAAUUUCACGACAGCUCAAUACGCUUUGCAUAUAAUUUAUUGUUUACAACGUAUAAAAUGUACAUUGGUAUAACAUAGUGUACACUAUGUAAUCAGGUCAAGUUAUUAAAUACUCACGUACAUAGGUACAAAGUAGAGUUGGGAAAAUUUCAUAAUGCAGAUUACUAAUCUGCUACCCACGUUAAAUUUUAUUCCCGGAGCACAAAAUAUCAGCUACAGCGAAAAAUAGCAGUACGGAGUUCUGAUCGGGCAAAAAAAAAAGCAAAGUGAAGGGAACUCUCCUGUGUGCCUGCAAUUUAUGUACUUACUAAUAUUAAUAAACGCUAGCCUAACCUUUAAUCUGAAUUGUGUAUUUAUUAUACAUAAACAUAUACGCACGUUUUUGUACAACCAGUGUCAUGCGAAUAAAAUAUACAACCGUUUGCA
Messenger RNA from Scaptodrosophila lebanonensis, 3589 nucleotides. It is a transcript of the gene Hsl, whose product is annotated as hormone-sensitive lipase. Gene Ontology annotation, cellular component: cytosol. The record is from RefSeq and is a predicted model, not a curated record. The coding region runs from base 177 to 2993 and encodes 938 amino acids. Gene Ontology annotation, biological process: triglyceride catabolic process; cholesterol metabolic process. Lineage: Eukaryota; Metazoa; Arthropoda; Insecta; Diptera; Drosophilidae. The transcript is spliced from 5 exons. Gene Ontology annotation, molecular function: sterol ester esterase activity; triacylglycerol lipase activity.